Monodelphis domestica (gray short-tailed opossum) is the source of this 3303-nucleotide messenger RNA. RefSeq names its product mitochondrial ribosomal protein S24 (gene MRPS24). The record is from RefSeq and is a predicted model, not a curated record. NCBI's taxonomy places the organism in Eukaryota, Metazoa, Chordata, Mammalia, Didelphimorphia, Didelphidae. Gene Ontology annotation, cellular component: mitochondrion. Gene Ontology annotation, biological process: translation.
UAGAGGCAGUAUAUAAACCUUUUCUAUUAUUCAAUUGUCUUUAGUUCUUUGUGGACAUCAUCCAUGGGCUUUUCUUGGCAAAAAUGAUCCAUUAUAUCCUUCUUUUACAGAAGAUGAACUGAGGCAAAUAAGGGUUAAAUGAUUUGUCCAGGAUCGAACAGUUGGGAGGGUCACAUUAGAACUCAGAUCUUCCUGAUAUUGCAUCUUCCUUGGCAUUCUUUCCACGGCACCUUACAGCUACCUCUACAGAACCUUAUUUGUAGCUGCCCUUACAUCCUUAAAGUGAUAGAACAAAGUGAAUUAUUAUCAACCUCAUCAUCAAACAUUAUAAUUAUUAUCUCUACCAGAGGCAGAAAGUCAUCAUGGAUGGAGAGCCAGGAAGCAUCCAGCCUCUGUCACAUUCUAGCGAGUUCUCCCCAGGUGGCAACUAUCUAAGUCUUUAAGUUGCAGAAAAGGAUCCAGAUUGAAUUUUCUCAAUAAGGACUUUUUCCAAACCAACAAAAGGUCUACCCCUUAUUUCUACUAUAGCAGUAUUGAUUCUAAGACAGAAGGUAAGGAUUAAAAAAAAGAGGCUGCUCUAAUAACAAUAAUGAUAACAUAAUAACAAUAAUAAUAUCAUAAUAACCAUAACACUAGCAACAAUAACAGUGGUAACAUGGAUACAGUGCUUUAAGGUUUGUAGAUCCUUUUACAAUUACAAUUUCAUUCCAUCCUCCAGGUAAUUGGGUGCUGUUAUUAUGCCCAUUUCAUAGAUGGGGAAACAGAGGAGGGCAUGGGUGAAAUGUCUUUGCCCGAACAACUGGGAAAGUGUGCCCUAGGCUAGAUUUGAAUUCUAGUCUUUCUAGACAGCUGGCUGGUUCUGUCUCUGUAUCACAGAAACAAAAGUGGGUGAUUAUUUACAGAUCAUCUCUCCUGGGUCAUAGAGGAUCCAAGUCAAAGAAAUCGAGGCUGGCCGUGGUUUAGUGGCUGAAUCAGAAUUCGAACACAGGACUUUGGAAUAGCGGUUCAGGGGGCCAUCUAUCUUGCUUAUAAAGCUAAACGCACUUUGCAACCCUCAAAGCACAAGGCUGACGUCGGUGUUAUUGUACAGGCGUAGGGCGGAAGGGGCUCUCCAGUUACAUCAUCAUUACCAUCCUCUGGCUCAAGAAAAGGAAAGUCCCGCCUACUUCCUGGCUCCUCCAGUCGGGAGGCCGCGCAGGGUCAGCUUCUGAUACUCGAAAUGUUCCUCCCUUUGCAGCCAAUAGAAUGACCCGUCCCUCCUCUGAUUUUUGACUCAUUUGGUUUCGUCCGUCCUCGGCCUCUGGCUGACUCUAAACCAUACCUCUCUCCGCCCAAGAUGGGGGAAGACGCUCCAAUAGGUUCUAAAUUCACGAGGUUCAUGCUGCUAUAUAGUCGGUCUCCGCAAAAACCGCCCCGUCUUCCAAAGGGAUAUCCCCCUCUCGAAGUGUUGCUUGCUGUCUGGAGCCCUGCACCAGGAGCGGUGGCUCCUAGCCACAUGGCUUAUCACCCCCAGACACUUGGUAUAGUCCCAACUCCGCCUCGCCUCCCGCCCCCCGCCUCCCCAUGCAGGUCCCAAGAUGGCGGCGCUCUUGCACGGUGGCCGCUCUGUCCUGCGGGUGGCCGUCUCUGGGAUCCCAGAGCUGCUGUCCGCUUGUCGUGGCGUCCACACCACUGCGAUUUGCUGCAAGGUUCGGAGAAUCGAGCGGCCCGGGUCCGAGUGGGUAAGGGGGACAAGCCGGUGACCUACGAACAAGCCCACCCUCCGCAUUACAUCGCUCAUCGCAAGGGCUGGCUGUCUUUGCACACAAGUAACUUGGAUGGAGAGGAGGGGGCGUCAGACAGGACGGUGGAGGAUGUCUUCAUCCGAAAGUUUCUGUACGGUACUUUCCCAGGCUGCCUGGCCGACCAGGUGGUCCUGAAGCGGCGGGCCAAUGAACUGAUCAUCUGUGCUCUGAUGCUGCAGCGCCUGCCCCCCAUCAAGAUAUACUUCCUGGUGGGCUACAGUGAGGCGCUGCUGUCAGCCUUCUAUAAGUGCCCGGUGCGUCUCUACCUUCAGACGGUGCCCACAAAAAAUGUCUACAAGUACAUUUAGGGCGCCUCACCCAUGCACCCCUGGACAGGGAGUGCCCCCAGCCUCAGGACUGCCUGGGGACUUUUGUCAUUGCUGCCACCAUGACUCCCCCUGGGGCCUAUGCUGCAGAUGCUUAAGAGGAACAGUAGAGGUUCGUGAUCUGUUACUGUGAUUUCCUGUUAAAUUAAUGUUUAUAAUAAAGCUUGAUUUCUGGUAUGUUUCGGUUCAAGGAGGCAAACUUAGCUCUUCUAUGGGAGCAUGAAUGAAUGAAUCGAGGACUUAGUAUGUUCUAAGCACUAUGAUUCAGAGAGAAAAUUGAGACAGCCACUGCUUUGAUGGAAGAUGGGGCAGGAUGGUCUGUGGUCCAGUGGGGGUGCUGGUGACUCAGAUGGCAAUGCCUGGUGGGGGGAAAUGCAAAGAGAAGGGGCAAAUGGUAAGAGUCUGGCACUGGAGUGCUUUGUCCCCUAGGGCUGAGGAUUGGCCGUGAACAAUGGUUAACAUAACAAUUCUAAGGCUAAUGGGCUUUAGGUGAUAACCCUUUGAAGCCUCCAUCAGUAGCAAGCUGGGCUUUAUCUCCUAUAUUUAAAAUUGGAAGAGAUCUUUCAAAUGCUGAGCCCAGAUCUAACCCAGUUCCUCAUUUCCCCCAAAUUACUAGCAUUCUUUACAUUUAAAGCACUCCCUCUCUUUGUCUGCCCAGUCUAGUUGCUUUGUCCCAUAUCUGGACAGGCUGGGGGGGUAAGUGAAGGUGGGCGGGGGGAGGGCAUGAUUCCUUUCUGUGUCCCACUUACCAAAUCAGAGAGAGACCUUUCCUUUAAACUGUCCUUGAUAGAGAAUUGUGGGAAAUUAAGGGAGAUGGCAUUUACUUCCCAACAGGAUGGAAGUCACUUCUACUUGGAUCCUGAGUGUGGUCAUUUCCUCUGUAGCCCAGUGGAAAGAGCACUCUUUGGAGUCAGGGGCUGAAUUUAAACCUGGCUUUACCACUUAACUUCCUGUGUGUCCUUGGACAUAUCGGUUCCCUUCUCUGGGUCAGUUUUCCUAUCCACAAGGUGAGGGAGUUGUUUAGAUGACCUUAUAGAUCCUUUUCAGCUCUCAAUUUAUGACAGCAAUCUUGAAAAAGAACUGAUCAUCUGUGAAAAAGGGAUGAUAAUAAUGCUCAGGUUACCUGCUUCUUAGAGUGAUUAUCAAUUUUAAAUAUCUUUUAAUAAACAUGAUUAAUAUCCUUUGCCCAGGAA